GCUCUGAGAUUGACUCUCUAGACACCGUACAGCCGUAAGUAGAGGACUUUCCUCUGAACGCAGCGGCUGCAGGAGAUCCAGGAUGCCGCGCUCGUUCCUGGUGAAGAGGAAGCAGUCGGCGUGCGGCGGAUGGCAGUGGAAGGAGUCGGACGCCUGCCUCGCUCCAAACGCAGCCGUACAGACACACAGUGCUGGUCUGGAAUCAGUGUCUGAGCGCAUCCAUAAACACACACCUGCGUCGGCUGCUCUGGAGUGUCGCAGAGAGGAUUAUGGGAUGGAGAGAGUUCAGCCGUCUCAGAGUUCACUUCCUCUUCCUCUUCCUCCUGCGGCGUUAACAUCAGCCCCGCUGAACAAGGCGCGGGAAUCCAGCGGCUCGUCCGAGUUUCUGUGUUCGGUGUGUCACAAAGCGUUUCCGCUGCAGCGCAUGUUGACGCGUCACCUGAAGUGUCACAGUCUGAUAAAGAGACACCCGUGCAGGUACUGCGGGAAGGGCUUCAACGACACCUUCGACCUGAAGAGACACAUGAGAACACACACAGGUAUCCGCCCGUACCGGUGUGAUCUGUGUGAGAAGGCCUUCACUCAGCGCUGCUCUCUGGAGUCGCACCUGCGGAAGAUCCACGGCGUGCGGCAGCAGUACGCGUACCGUCAGCGGCGCUCCAAGAUCUUCGUGUGCGAGGACUGCGGCUUCACCUCCAGCCGGCCGGACGAGUACUUCCUCCACGUGAGGCAGCAGCACCCGGGCAGCCCUGCCCUGCGCCGCUACUACCGCAAACACCUGCUGGAGAACCCGUCGCAGCACGGCAUCGGCCCCUUCAUGCUGUACCCCGCCGCCGCGGGACUCUACAUGUGAACACUAACACUUGUGCACUGCUGCGUUAAAACUGAUACCCAGCCAACAGGGAACGUUCUGGCAAGGUUCUCUCAA
This is a messenger RNA of Megalobrama amblycephala (Wuchang bream), 928 nucleotides long. RefSeq lists its product as uncharacterized. Gene Ontology annotation, molecular function: RNA polymerase II cis-regulatory region sequence-specific DNA binding; DNA-binding transcription factor activity, RNA polymerase II-specific. NCBI's taxonomy places the organism in Eukaryota, Metazoa, Chordata, Actinopteri, Cypriniformes, Xenocyprididae. The record is from RefSeq and is a predicted model, not a curated record. The transcript is spliced from 4 exons. Gene Ontology annotation, cellular component: nucleus. Gene Ontology annotation, biological process: regulation of transcription by RNA polymerase II; epidermal cell differentiation. Bases 83 to 853 code for a protein of 256 amino acids.